AUGGCCGCCGCGACCGAGGCCGCGGUCCUCGUGUCGCCGCGCGAGGCGGUGAAGGAGCUCACCACGCCGGGGAAGAAGAGAUCGAAUUCGAGAUCGCCCGCGUCGCGCGACGCGUCCACCCCCGCGACGACGACGACGACGCGCGUCUCCCCGUCCGCGGUGGACGCCGCGCGCGCGGCCGCGGACGUCAUCGCGCUCGGGGCCUCCCCCGAGGCGGCGAACCCCGCUCGCGGGACGUUGCACGCGAACGAGGACCGGAUGUGGGCGAGCGCGAAGGCGGCGACGGACGCGGUCGCGGCCGCGGUCGCGUGCGCGGAUCCCGCCAAGGUGCACGACGCCGUCGCGCGCGCGGCGGCCGCGCACGCGGCGCACGCCAGCGAGGUCGCGACCGCGGCGGGGAAGUCCGCGGAGGACGCCGCGCUCGCCGCGCGCCUUCGCCCGGGGGACGAGAACGUCGCGAUCGAGGCGAACAUCGCGGGCGAUCUCGCGACGAUCGCCGCGGACGCCGCGCGCCGCGCCGCGCUCAAGGCGAACGCCGCGGCGACGCGCGCCGCGGCCGUCGCCGCCGCGGAUCGGAUCGCGUCCGCGUCCGAUGAACUCCGCGCGAUGGCGCGCGACAUCGAGCUCGAGCGCGAGCGUCUCAGGGAGGCGCUCGAAGACGCGGCGGCAAUGGCAGAGGAGGAGGAGGACGAGGAGGAGGAGGACGACGACGAUGCCGCCGACGCCGCCGACGCGCGGCCGGCGCCGGCGCCGCGGGGGGAACUGCCGCCGACGCCGACGCCGAACGAUCGCCGCCGUUCUUAUUCCGACGACGACGACGCGCGCCUCGGGCGGCUCCCCGCGACGCCGCCGCGCGCGACGGCGACGCCCGCGAUGGACCGCGCGCUCGCGGCGAGGAAGCGCCGCGCCGCGGGCGGCGUCGGCGGCUCUGGUCUCACGCCGCCGCGGUCGCUCGGGAAGCCUCGACGCGUCCCGAUGUCCCCUGAGGACGCGGCAAUCUACGACGAGUUCGUCUCGACGCGUCGCCGCCGCGACGUGCGGCGACGCGCGGAGGAAGCGAUCGAGCGCGCCGCGGAGGCGGCGGCGCGACGCUCCCCCGCGGCGGCGGCGAACGCGCGGCGGCGGCCGCGGAGCGCGUCCUACGUGCGCGUGGGCGGCGGUUUCUCCAACGACGACGACGACGUCGCGCGGGCGAGCGCCUCCGGGUCGUUCGCGCCCGGGUCGUUCUGGACGCCGGUGAACAGGCACACGCGGAUGGACAUCAGCGUCUCCGCGGCGGAGAAGGCGCUGCUUCGGAACGCGGGACCAAACGGUCGGACGGAACCCGGAGCGUCGUCGAGACGGAGAGACGGAGACGACGCGACGAACGCCGCCGCCGCGGCCGCCGCCGACGCGGCGGACGCGGUGCGAUACCCGUGGACGGUGCGACCGACGAAGAAAUCUGUCGCGAUCGCGGUCGCGUCGCGGCAGAGGCAGCGCGAGCAGGACGCGCGGCGACGCGGCGGCGGCGACGCGGACGCGGAACGCCGACGGGUGGAACCGCCGGCGACUCGCCGCCCCGCGACGGCGACGGCGACGGCGGCGGCGGCGGCGUCGAAGCUCCCCGCCAGCGCGCCGCGCUCCGCGACCGCGUUCGAGAUGGAGGCGAAGCGCACGAUCGACGCCGCGCGGUCGCUCCUCGCGGACUUGUCGACCGGCUCGCCGGUGAAGGCGCGCCCCGACGGCGGCGACGACGACGACGACGACCUCGAAGCGCGCGCGGAUCGCGUCGUCGCGAAAGUGCGCGCGUACGCGUCCGCGGCGAAGGACCCGUCCACGCGAGGGACCGCGGGGCGGACGCGGAGCCCCACGGUGCCGCUUCCCGCGCACGAGAGGUAUUCGCACUACAAGAUGUACGGGGGUUUAGGCGCGGGAGACGACGACGACGCGACCACGACGACGUCCCGACGCGCCGCGUGGAUCGCCGGCGCCGCGCUCGGGAUCGCGCACGUCCUCUCCCUCCCCGCGUACGCGUGCGACGCGUGCAAAGUCGCGGAGGUCUCGCACGGCGACGACGUUCGCAAGUGGCCGACGUCGACGCGCGUGUACGAGCUCGACACGACGUCGGGGCUGAGUUUCGAGGAGGCGUACCUUAAGGCGCACGGCACCGCCCCCUUUCCCUCCUCCUCCUCCUCCUUCUCCUCCUCCUCGACGGCGACGACGAUCGCGCGCCCGAGCGACGCGGACCCGAACCCGUGGGUCGAGACCGUGUCCACGUGGCGCUUCGACGUCCCGAGCGGCGUGUCGCUGCGACGCACGACGAUGACGCACACGGAACAGGAAAAGUACGGGCUCGACGCGCUCUACCAAACCGAGGACGGCGGGUCGGUCGGCGUGUCCGUGUGGCCGCUGCCGCCGGAGCGCGCGACGGAGCCGAGCACGGUCGAGGCGGUGAGAGACAUCGUCGAGAACAUGCCGGUCGUCCCGAACGUGUCGAUGUUGCGCGACGCGAAGGCGCUGUUGGAUCAGGGCGCGACGGGCGGCGGCGGCGGCGGCGAGGGCGGCAAGAUGUUCACGUUCGCGUACGACCUCGGCGGCGGCGGCGACGCGCCUUCGUACGUCGCGGUGAACGCGCUGACGCACGAUGGGAAGAUGUACGUCGUGCACGCGACGUCGCCGGGGGGUAAGACCGCGGCGAAGGACUUGCGAGCGAUCGCCGACAGUUUCCGCGUCGGAUGA
Messenger RNA from Micromonas pusilla CCMP1545, 2718 nucleotides. RefSeq lists its product as uncharacterized. NCBI's taxonomy places the organism in Eukaryota, Viridiplantae, Chlorophyta, Mamiellophyceae, Mamiellales, Mamiellaceae. The record is from RefSeq and is a predicted model, not a curated record. The coding region runs from base 1 to 2718 and encodes 905 amino acids. The transcript is spliced from 3 exons.